This is a messenger RNA of Monopterus albus (swamp eel), 2709 nucleotides long. RefSeq names its product neural precursor cell expressed, developmentally down-regulated 9 (gene nedd9). The coding region runs from base 189 to 2654 and encodes 821 amino acids. The record is from RefSeq and is a predicted model, not a curated record. Gene Ontology annotation, biological process: cell migration; cell surface receptor protein tyrosine kinase signaling pathway. The transcript has 7 exons. NCBI's taxonomy places the organism in Eukaryota, Metazoa, Chordata, Actinopteri, Synbranchiformes, Synbranchidae. Gene Ontology annotation, molecular function: protein binding. Gene Ontology annotation, cellular component: cytoplasm; plasma membrane.
UGGAAAGCUGCAGGCUGGAUUCAGAGGUUUCACUCGUUUCUCCGUCUAUGAGGCUCUGGAUGGUUGGUUAACCGCUCAAAAAAACCACCCCGGUGUCCCGUUAAUUCAGGUGUGUCGCUCCUUAAUGCGAUAAAGCGGAUAUUUCUCAUUUAUACUGGAGUCACAGAGAUAGAGAGAAGAGCUGCACGAUGAAAUACAAAAACCUGAUGGCCAAAGCAUUGUACGACAACGUGCCAGAGUCCCCUGAAGAGCUGGCCUUCCGUAAAGGGGACAUCCUGACCGUCAUUGAGCAGAACACUGGCGGUCUGGAGGGCUGGUGGCUCUGCUCCUUGCAUGGUCGCCAAGGCAUUGCACCUGGCAACCGCCUGAAGCUGCUGAUUGGACCCAUGUUCGAGGCCCAGCAGCCGCCUGCCACCACUGCUGCUGCCCAGUCCCCUCAGAGCUAUCAGCAGAAGGCUGGCCCCGGGGCGCAGGGGCUCUACCAGGUGCCCCCUUCCCUCCAGAGUCCACAGCAGCAGAGUCAACAGAGCAUCUACCAGGUUCCUCCAGGACAGGCUGUCUACCAAGUCCCACCCAGGAGUACUCUAGCUGCUGAUACACCAAGCAAGGUGGUGACCCCGACCAGAGUGGGACAGUCCUACACCUACAGCCCAGGCCAGCACAACCAGCAAGACCUUUAUGACAUCCCACCCAGCAGAUCACAGGGGGUGUAUGAUACUCCACCUAGUCAGACGUUUCCUGGUCAGCACGGCGCUGCUAGAAACCAGGGAGUCUAUGACGUUCCCCCAUCUCAAAUGGACCUCAGGACACAAGGUGUUUAUGACAUACCUCCAUCAUUACAAGAGGUCUACUCGGUGCCUCCCUGCAGGACCAGCCCCGCCCUCCAGGAGGGAAACUACGACUUUCCGCAGCCUCUCAAACACAAGCAGGAAGGCAUCUACGACGUACCACCACCCACCCUCUCUAAGCCCGCACAGAGCCCCCAGUCACAUUAUGAUUUCCUGCCCAGUGCAGAACCUCCUGCCCAUCGACAACACCCAAAUACCAACGUCAAUGAAGGCAUUUACGAUGUGCCUCCGCCCGCCCUUCAUUCAGGGGCAGGGUCUCAGAGGGACAUAUAUGACAUCCCUCGAGGCAUGCAGCCCUCUCAGCACAGAAUCUCGCCUGCUGACAGGGACGGAAGCAAAGGCAUCUAUGACAUCCCUGCUCAGGAUGCUCGAGCAGUAGCAGAUGUGACUGACGGUGUGAACCGUUUAUCUAUCUCCAGUACCGGCAGCACACGCAGCAGUAUGUCCACCUCAUCAUCCUCCACGGGAUCCAGCUCUGAGGGUCGCCUCACUCUGGAUGUAGACACUGCUGUCCAGAGGUUGUACCGCCUGCAGCAGGCAGUGGAGGCCUCAGUUGGGGCUUUACAUUCAAUGGCAGCAUCCCCUCACUGGAGGACUUUUCCCUUCAUGGAGCACCAUGCUAAUGACGUCCGUACAGUGCUAGACAGGGUCCGAGCCACUCUGGGGGACUUCAUUGUGUUUGGUAGAGGAGCCACAGCAAACGCAACGUCUCUGUCAGACUCCAGCCUGCACAGUAAGCUAAGACGGCAGCUGGGACGACUGGAGGACGCGCAGCAGAUCCUCCUGCAGAUCUACCAAGUCCUGGAGAACUGCAGCUGGGCUUUGAAUGCCUUGGCCUCCUCUGGAAAGCAGCACAAUAAGAGCGACGACCUGGACCGCUUCAUCAUGGUCUCCAGGACUGUUCCAGAUGAUGCCAAGCAGCUGGCCUCCACGAUAGGCAGCAACGCUGAGCUGCUGUUCAGGCGGACACACAUGGAUGGGUCUUUCUCUAUGGGGAGCACACCUGAUGAGAACAUUACCCACCUGCUCACCUCCCCCUCCUCAGAUAAUGAUAACUAUGGGGGCCAGACCAAGCCCUUCCCUGUGCCAUGCAGCCAGGACAAAGACAACAUGAACAACGGUGAAAAGUGUGUGAAGAGCUGGAUGGAGGACUACGACUAUGUACAUCUGCAGGGCAAAGAGGACUUUGAACGCCAGCAGAAGGAGCUGUUGGAGAAAGAAAACAUUAUCAAGCAGAGUCAAGUCCAGCUGGGCCAAGAACAGAUCAAUCAGUUCAAGAAGCUGGAGCAGGAAGUGAUCAAACCCGUGGAGAAUGACAUCACACAGUGGAUGUCACACCAGCGCUCAGGUGUAACCUCAGCCUCCCUGCCGGACUCCGCCCUCUCCCCCUCCACCCACAUGUGUGCUCGGGACCGCCAGCUGCUUGGUUUCUACUCGGAGCAGUGUGAGCAGCACUUUGUCACGCUCCUCAGCGCCGUCGAUGCCUUCUUCGCCUGUGUCAGCACCGGACAGCCUCCCCGCAUCUUUGUGGCGCACAGCAAGUUUGUCAUCCUCAGCGCCCACAAACUGGUCUUCAUUGGAGACACUCUGUCUAGGCAGGCCUCAGCACCUGAGGUGGCCAACAGGGUGAUGAACUCCAGUAACGUGUUGUGUGACUUGUUAAAAACGGUGGUAACUGCGACUAAAACAGCCGCCCUGAACUAUCCGAACACAGCCGCCAUCCAGGAGAUGGUGGACAGAGUCACUGACCUCUCUCAUCACGCACAGCAGUUCAAAGAACAGUUACUGCAAAUGGCUCAUUUGUGAUUUUAAACCAUGUUUCUCCUGUACAUUUCACCACAGACUCCAUGAGUACAUUAAU